GCCUUUUGCGUCAUAUCAUUUCAAGGCGUUUUCAACUCACAUUAUACCCCACAUGGCUCAUGGCGUUCUUUGGCGAGGCAUUUUUAAGCCUGGUGUUAGGAAUGGCAAGUGUUGGAACCUGUCUCUUCGCGGGCGGGUAUCUUGGGGGCACCUGCUCUCCCGUAUACCUUCCUUCGGCAGGCGCAAGCAUCCCUAACCUACAGGCAGUCCGCGCGGAGUAUCAUACGUGUCACAAUGUCAAUAGCACGGGCACAAGACGCAAUGAACCUUGGAAGCAUCUCACAUCUUGAACUUUCCCCCGUAGUAGGUCAUAUAAAACGUCGAACUGACCUUCACCUCGACCUCUGAAAGCUGCUAUCGGG
This is a messenger RNA of Cucurbitaria berberidis CBS 394.84, 362 nucleotides long. RefSeq lists its product as uncharacterized. The record is from RefSeq and is a predicted model, not a curated record. The transcript has 3 exons. The coding region runs from base 60 to 290 and encodes 76 amino acids. NCBI's taxonomy places the organism in Eukaryota, Fungi, Ascomycota, Dothideomycetes, Pleosporales, Cucurbitariaceae.